AUGGUGUUGAACAACCUCGUUCUCCCUUAUUUGACAUUUAGUGGUAAUCCUAGUUUAUAUUAUGGUUAUACUAUUCGUAAUGAAGUUAAUGCUUAUGAAUAUAGUGGUAAUUCUUUUUAUAUGAGUACUGAUAAAUAUUAUCCUAUUCAUUCUGAACCUGAACUUUAUAAUAAUAAUGUUUAUUUUGGUUUUACUGAUAAUGUGGCUGCUGGUCAUUCUAUUGAUAAUACAAAAACAUUUUCUUAUGUUUCUUCUACUGGUUCUACUCGUGAUAAAAAAUAUUUUGAUUUAGGAACUAAUAUUGUUAAUGUUCUUAUUGAUUCUGCACAUAAUAUUAUUUCUGAUGGUACUGAGUAUGCAAGUAAGUAUUAUCGGCCUUCUGCAUCUUCAACUUAUAGUGUUGAAAUGAAAGAAUGUAUUAUUGAUGAAAUGCGUUUGACAAAAGGUGUUUUGUAUAAUGGUACAUUCUCCGUUCCAUUACAAAAGUUUGAUGCUGGUCAUAUAUGGGUUGCCCCUCAAGGAAUAGAUUAUAAUUUUGGUGAUAUGGCAUACCAAACAAAUAUAAAUAUAACCGAUGUCCGUAUUGGUGGUGCUCAAUAUACAUAUCCUCAGUUAGGUAAUGUAUAUAUUGACUUGAAUUCUAAUGGUGUUGGUUCAAGUGCUGCUAUUUAUGAUGGUUCUGUAUGGUUGCCUUUGAAUUAUGCAGUUUGGAAUGGUUAUCAAUGGCAAGAUGGAAAAAACUUUAAUUUCCGUAACUUGACUUUUUACGAUGUUGCUGUUUCAAGUGGUGAAUUUGAUAAUGAUUCAUUAAGAGAAAUCAAUGAAAAACUCGGUUUGAUUGAUGAAAAACUUGGAACUGGUGUUGAAUAUAGUCAAGCUGAUUUAUCUAAUAUGAAUAAUGAAUCCGUUUCUGCUUAUAAUCCUUUAGCAGAAAAUGGUUCACAAGUUGAGGGUUCAUUAACUUCUACUCUGUUAGGUGUAUGGGUUGCUACGUUGUUUAGCGUAGCUUCAGUUCCUACACCGUCAUACGAUUUUAAUAAAGGAUUACAAUGGUUUCAAGGUAUACCAUACGAGGAAAACGCUGGUUUUACUCCGUCUGUUGAUGGAUUUUUGUUUGAUGGUCAACGUGAUAAUGGUUUGGUUUGUCAUGCUAUUUAUGUUUAUUAUUAUGCUGACUCUGGUCUAACAAAAACAUUAACUGAUAUUUCAGUUAAUAAGACAAAAAUAACCUAUUUUGUAGUGAUUCAUCAUCUGAAAAACGUGACAAAUUUUACUGUUGAUUAUUCAAGUGUAAAUAUUAAUGUAGCUGGUACUUACUCUAUAAGUGUAACUUAUGAGGGAAUCACAAAAACAAUUCCUAUUGUGUAUGAAAGUAUUCCUGUUACAUUAACUUCAAUAUCUGCUGUAAAGGGUAAAACAAAUUUUUAUGUUGGUGAUACACUUAACACAAAUGAUUUUGUUGUUACUGGAAUUUGGUCGGAUGGUUCGGAAACUGUUCUUUCAGAUUAUACGGUUAAUAUAAGUGCAGUGCAUAUGAAUGUUGUUGGUUCUUAUCCUAUUACGGUAUUUUAUGAGGAUAAAACAACAACGGUAUAUAUUACAGUAAAUGCUAUUGAGGAGCCACCGGUUGAGCCUCCUCUUGGUGAUUUAACCACAACAAAAUGCACUUCUCCAAAAAUUGGAUAUAGAUUUUAA
Messenger RNA from Cylicocyclus nassatus, 1695 nucleotides. Lineage: Eukaryota; Metazoa; Nematoda; Chromadorea; Rhabditida; Strongylidae. The record is from the annotation of a GenBank genome assembly.